AUGGGAGGUAUUGUACAAUGGGUUGAUAGGCAAGAUGAAGAUGAGAUUUCAGUGGUUGAGUUAUUUGAAAUGGUUAAACACCUUGGUUAUGAUGAGCAGAACAUUCAAUACUAUUACAAGCACAAGACAAAUGGUUGGUUAGUGAAACCGAGCCAGCUGUUUGUGUUAUACAUAACUGACAAUCCAGCACCUAAGCCUCUAAAUGUUCAAUCCCUAGUAUUCUUUGCACAAGGUGAAAAUGCUGAACAUUAUGAAGACACUUCUCAUGGAUAUGAUGGUGAUGAAGAAAUUAGGCAAUAUAAGUUUGUGGAUGUUGAGAUAGAGGAAGAAUUUGGUGAGGCAGAGGAAGAAGUUGAGGUAGAAAGUGAUGAAGCUGAGCAAGGUGGAGAGGAUGAGGAAGAAGAUGGUGAUUUCAUAGAUAGUGAGUUUGAGCAAAGUGAUGAAGUGGACAAUAUCAAUUUUCAGAGGUAUGUUGUAACUGAAGAGCAAGAUGAUGGACAUAAAGAACCAGGUGAUGGUGACACUAAUGGUUAUAAUACAUCAGACUUAGAGAGUUUGCCUGAAUAUACUGAAGAUGAAGAUGGCAAGAAGAGAGGUUUGAGGCAGCCAAAGUUCAAGCAGUACAAUAGACAUUAUGACCUUUUAGAUCCAAAAUUCCACUUGGGAUUGGAGUUUCCUAAUAUGCAGGAAUGUAGAGAGGCUAUAAAGUACUAUGCAUGCAAGUGUGCUAGAAAACUAAGGUUUGUGAAGAAUGGCCCUAAUAGGGUGAGGCUCGUAUAUAAUGGUAAUAAGGAGGUUGAUAAGGCAAAGAGGCAUAUUAAGGGUGAAAAAGCAAAGAGGCAUGCUAAAGGUAAUAAGGCAAAGAGUCAUAGUAAAAGUGAUAAGAGUAAGAGGCAUGCUAAGGGUGAAGAAGGUCAAGAGGGUGAAGAUGAAUCUGAAGAUAAACUUGAAGACUGUCCUUGGUUAUUGUAUGCUGCACAUGUUGGGAAAGGGUCCACUACUAGAGUGAAGACAUACCAUCCAAUUCAUACAUGUGGCAGAUCUCAAAGAAGUAGGUUUGCCACUUCACAAUGGUUGACUAAAAGGUUUGAUGAGGAUCUCAGAACCAAUCCUAACAUGUCAGUUGCUGAGUUCAUGACAUUGGUAAGGAAACAUUGCAAUAUAGAUGUUACUAAGGGCCAAUGCUACAAGGUAAAAAAUUUGGCAAAGGAGAUGAUUCAAGGAAGCAUUAAAGAACAAUAUGCAAAGCUGUGGGAUUAUUGUGAGGAGCUUAAAAGGCAAAACCCAGGAAGCACAGUUUUAGUGAAGACAUCAUUGAGAUGA
Molecule: messenger RNA, 1323 nt
Organism: Prunus armeniaca (apricot)
Lineage: Eukaryota; Viridiplantae; Streptophyta; Magnoliopsida; Rosales; Rosaceae
Source: the annotation of a GenBank genome assembly